AUGAAGCCGGCGCGGCUGCUGCUGCUGCUGAGCGGGUGCGCGCUGCUGCUGGCGCCGGCCGUGCGCGGCUGCGGGCCGGGCAGGGUGGUGGGCAGCCGCCGCCGCCCGCCCCGCAAGCUCAUCCCGCUCGCCUACAAGCAGUUCAGCCCCAACGUCCCCGAGAAGACGCUGGGGGCCAGCGGCCGCUACGAGGGCAAGAUCGCGCGUAACUCGGAGCGCUUCAAGGAGCUCACGCCCAACUACAACCCCGACAUCAUCUUCAAGGACGAGGAGAACACCGGCGCCGACCGGCUCAUGACCCAGCGCUGCAAGGACCGCCUGAACUCCCUGGCCAUCUCCGUCAUGAAUCAGUGGCCGGGGGUGAAGCUGCGGGUGACCGAGGGCUGGGACGAGGAUGGGCACCACUCGGAGGAGUCGCUGCAUUACGAGGGCCGAGCCGUGGACAUCACGACCUCGGACCGGGACCGCAACAAGUACGGCAUGCUGGCUCGCCUGGCUGUGGAGGCUGGCUUUGACUGGGUCUACUACGAGUCCAAGGCGCACAUCCACUGCUCCGUCAAGUCAGAGCACUCGGCCGCUGCGAAGACGGGGGGCUGCUUCCCUGGGCGGGCACUGGCAACGCUGGAGGAUGGUGCCCGGACACCGCUGUGGGCGCUGCGCCCAGGCCAGCGGGUGCUGGCGAUGGACGGGGCAGGCAAGCCCACCUACAGCGAUUUCUUGGCUUUCCUGGACAAGGAGCCCCGCGCCCUCACCUCCUUCCACGUCAUCGAGACGCAGGAGCCGCGCCGGCGCCUGGCCCUGACGCCCUCUCACCUGCUCUUCGUGGCCGAGAACGCCUCGGCACCCGCCACCCACUUCCGCCCCACCUUUGCCAGCCGUGUGCGCCCCGGACAUUUCGUGCUGGUGGAGAUGGGGGGGGGUGGAUUGCAGCCUGCUGAGGUGGUGGGGGUGCGGGACCGGAGAGACGUGGGAGCCUACGCCCCGCUGACGCGCCACGGGACGCUGGUGGUGGACGGCGUAGUGGCCUCGUGCUUCGCCCUGGUGCAGGAGCAACAUCUGGCACAGCUGGCCUUCUGGCCGCUCCGGCUCUACCACAGCCUGGUGGGGUGGCCAGGGGCGCAGGGGGACGGCAUGCACUGGUACUCGGGGCUGCUCUACCGCCUGGGCAGGCUGCUCCUGCCCCCCGACAGCUUCCACCCGCUGGGGGUACCCCAGGCAGAGAGCUGA
Molecule: messenger RNA, 1227 nt
Organism: Gavia stellata (red-throated loon)
Lineage: Eukaryota; Metazoa; Chordata; Aves; Gaviiformes; Gaviidae
Gene: IHH
Product: Indian hedgehog signaling molecule
Exons: 3
Coding region: 1-1227 (408 amino acids)
Biological process (GO): cell fate specification; cell-cell signaling; protein autoprocessing
Molecular function (GO): patched binding; calcium ion binding
Source: RefSeq, a predicted model, not a curated record